CCUCUCAUUGCAUCAGCCGCCGGAAGGUGGCGCUAUAUUUCGUAAUUCGCAACUAGGCCUAGCUGUUCGUGAAAUUUGUUUAAAAAAAAUAUUGCAAUAUAUAGAAUUUGAGACCUGAAACGUGCUUAUAAUAGAAAAACGAAGUAAAAUAUUUAAACAAGGAGCAUGCUUGCUACCUUUGUUGUCCGUGUUCCUAGCUGUGUUUCAAGUACAGCUCGCCAGUCCUUGCUCUCCAAGGUAGCGCAGACACAAAAUCAUGUUGUCUGCAGGAACUUUGCCUCUCAAGCCAGAACAUCAUUGAGAAAGCGGAUUAGCAAAAGCAAAACCUUGAAGGAAGUUGCAGGCCAACCAGCAGAUGGAACAGCCAUCACCCUUGGCCAAGGGCUUGUCGCUGGGGCAGGAAUCGCAGGUAUCGGUGCAUUAUGCUACUACGGCCUAGGCAUGUCCAGCGAAGCAGGUGCUAUUGAUCGAGCAGCGUUUUGGCCACAGUAUGUCCGUGAUAGAAUUAAGACCACAUAUGCAUACUUUGGCACCGGUAUAGCAAGCACUGCAGCAAGUGCUUACGCCAUCUCACGGAACCCCAACCUAAUGGCCAAGCUAAUGCCAAAGUCUAUGUGGGGAGCUCUUGGGAUGAUGGCAGUGCUGAUGGGAUCUGGAAUGGUAUGCAUGUCGAUUCCUUACCACGAAGGCUUUGGUAUGAAGCAGCUAGCUUGGUUAGGGCACAGUGCAUUAGUUGGUGGAAUUCUAGCCCCCAUGAGCUUGCUGGGUGGACCUUUGCUGGUUCGUGCUGCGUGGUAUACUGCUGGUAUGGUUGGAGGUUUGUCAUGUGUCGCUGCAUGUGCCCCCAGUGAUAAAUUCUUGUACAUGGGAGGACCAUUAGCAAUGGGACUUGGUAUUGUAAUAGUUUCAAGUUUGGGGAGUAUGUGGUUUGCUCCGGGAACAGCCCUUGGUUCUGGUCUGUAUGCCAUCAGCGUCUACGGAGGACUGGUUCUGUUUGGAGGCUUCAUGCUCUAUGAUACGCAGAAGAUAAUGAAGAGAGCGGAACUGUACCCAAUGUAUAGCGACAGACCUUAUGAUCCAAUUAACUCGGCCAUCAGUAUCUACACAGACACCAUCAACAUAUUUAUUCGCAUGGUUAUGAUCCUAUCAUCUGGAGGAGGGGGCAAGAGGAAGUAGGCACUGGACGUGCUAGAGUCAGAAUUCUACUGUAAAUAAAACUUGAUAAAAUGUUCCUCAACUGCACAAAGAAGUAAUAAUAGUAAAUAUAUAACUGAUAUACAAUUGAAUUGAUUUCAAAAGAUAAUAGAUACUGGUAUUACAGAUGCAGUGAUCCACAGCUUUAACAUUAUUUUAAAAGAAAAAGAAAAGGAAAUUCUAGUAAAUUUUCUUUGGUACAUUGAAAAAUCCAAGCACUUGAUUCAAAAUUAAGUAUGUUAAAUGAGAAUGUAUAAUUUUAUGUUGUGUGAUUUAAGCUUUUUCUUUCCACCAAGGGGGUGAUAAAAGCACUUGGGUGACCAGAAAUUAAGCUUUGUUUCUAUGGUCUCCACCAAUAUGUUUUCUUUCUAUAAUUAUAAGAAUAUUUUUCUUUGGUGAAAAUAAAGUGAACAAGUGAACUGCUACAAGUGCACUAUUAUGGAAUAUUUACUGCAGGGAGUUGAAUUAGUUUGUGUUCCAUAGGUGUUUAAUUGAAUGGCAGAUGGUGUUUAACAUCGUGGGUGUUUACAUUGUGUGUGUCAUGUAAGUUAUUUUAAAUACCAAUCUUUUCAAGUUUUAUGAUGUUGAGGUUUCUUAAUUACAGCACUGUAGAAUGUGAAGGGGGUAAACUUAAAGCAGAAUAAUUUAUAACUAAAUUUAGUAAUUAUCAAACUAGCAGCAAUACUACAAUAUAUUUUUUUUUUUACAGUUUACACAAUUAUUUGCUUACUGUGGAUCUACCCCAGUUAGCAGAUUGGUUCUUUUCUAACAUAAUAAAGAAAAAUUAAUAACAUACAAUACUAUAGUGUAGUUCAUCAUAUUCGGGACAAAAUGAAUAAAACUCUUGAGUACAAUAUAAUGAA
Anneissia japonica is the source of this 2057-nucleotide messenger RNA. RefSeq names its product growth hormone-inducible transmembrane protein-like. The record is from RefSeq and is a predicted model, not a curated record. The transcript has 8 exons. Gene Ontology annotation, cellular component: mitochondrial inner membrane. The coding region runs from base 166 to 1176 and encodes 336 amino acids. Lineage: Eukaryota; Metazoa; Echinodermata; Crinoidea; Comatulida; Comatulidae.